AUGACGUACACGAAGGCACUCACUAGGCAGCCUGUUUACUGGCGUGGCGGCAUACAUGACACUAAAAGGAGAGCCUGCUCCUGGGACAUCAGCGUGACAGCGCAGUCAGUACCUCCACCUGCACAGCUGGCCUUUGCCACAGCACCCACAUGGCCCCUAACCUCAACGAGGGGGCCGCGCAGAGGGGGCCGCGCAGAGGGGGCCGCGCAGAGGGGGCCGCGCAGAGGGGGCCGCGCAGAGGGGGCCGCGCAGAGGGGGCCGCGCAGAGGGGGCCGCGCAGAGGGGGCCGCGCAGAGGGGGCCGCGCAGAGGGGGCCGCGCAGAGGGGGCCGCGCAGAGGGGGCCGCGCAGAGGGGGGCGCGCAGAGGGGGGCGCGCAGAGGGGGGCGCGCAGAGGGGGGCGCGCAGAGGGGGGCGCGCAGAGGGGGGCGCGCAGAGGGGGGCGCGCAGAGGGGGGCGCGCAGAGGGGGGCGCGCAGAGGGGGGCGCGCAGAGGGGGGCGCGCAGAGGGGGGCGCGCAGAGGGGGGCGCGCAGAGGGGGGGCGCGCAGAGGGGGGCGCGCAGAGGGGGGCGCGCAGAGGGGGGCGCGCAGAGGGGGGCGCGCAGAGGGGGGCGCGCAGAGGGGGGCGCGCAGAGGGGGGGCGCGCAGAGGGGGCGCGCAGAGGGGGCGCGCAGAGGGAUGGUGCAAUGGGGGGAGAGGAUCAGGUUUAUUGA
Schistocerca nitens (vagrant locust) is the source of this 711-nucleotide messenger RNA. Its product is annotated as translation initiation factor IF-2-like. Lineage: Eukaryota; Metazoa; Arthropoda; Insecta; Orthoptera; Acrididae. The transcript is spliced from 2 exons. The record is from RefSeq and is a predicted model, not a curated record. Bases 1 to 711 code for a protein of 236 amino acids.